This is a messenger RNA of Pleuronectes platessa (European plaice), 525 nucleotides long. Its product is annotated as gamma-crystallin S-1-like. Gene Ontology annotation, biological process: visual perception; lens development in camera-type eye. The coding region runs from base 1 to 525 and encodes 174 amino acids. NCBI's taxonomy places the organism in Eukaryota, Metazoa, Chordata, Actinopteri, Pleuronectiformes, Pleuronectidae. Gene Ontology annotation, molecular function: structural constituent of eye lens. The record is from RefSeq and is a predicted model, not a curated record. The transcript is spliced from 3 exons.
AUGGAGAAGAUUGUGUUCUUCGAGGACCGGGACUUCCAGGGAAAGUCCUACGACUGCAAAGGCGACUCGCCCGACCUGCAGGGCUUCGUUCGCCGGUGCAACUCGGUGAAGGUGGAAGGAGGCUGGUGGGUUCUGUACGAGCGCAACAGCUACACAGGCUACCAGUAUGUCAUCGGUCCCGGGGAAUACAACGAGUACCGUCGCUGGAUGGGCUUCAACGACUGCGUCAGGUCCUGCAGGAUCAUCAAGAACGCGAAGGGGCCGCACAAGCUGAAGCUGUUCGACCGGCCCAACUUCGACGGUCAGUCUCUGGAGCUGUCGGAAAACAUGAAGGCCAUGCAGGAGAAGUGGACGAGGCAAGAAGUCCAGUCCUGUAAAGUCCUGGACGGCUCCUGGGUCUUCUUUGAACAUCCCAACUUCUGUGGUCGUCAGUACCUGCUGGAGAAAGGCGAGUACAAGCACCACUCGGAGUGGGGAGCUCUGAAAGCGGCUGUGGGCUCCAUCAGAAGAAUGACGGAGAAAUGA